GCCCGCGAGGCAAGCCUUUUUCGUGCCUGUCGAGCACGCACCAUUCCACGAAAAUGCGGGGGUGUACUGACGAGAGCAUAUAUUCGACGUCGCGACGCCCAAAGGCACAGACGCCACUCCAACUCUGUCUCGUGCACGAUCUUUAAACUCGAACAAAAAGCACAAUGUGCGACGACGAAGUAGCCGCCCUUGUCGUGGACAAUGGAUCUGGUAUGUGUAAGGCCGGAUUCGCCGGAGACGACGCACCUCGCGCCGUCUUCCCAUCCAUCGUCGGCCGACCUCGUCAUCAAGGUGUGAUGGUCGGCAUGGGUCAAAAAGACAGCUACGUGGGCGACGAAGCACAAAGCAAAAGGGGUAUCCUUACUCUAAAGUAUCCUAUAGAGCACGGCAUUAUCACCAAUUGGGACGACAUGGAGAAGAUUUGGCAUCACACCUUCUACAACGAACUCCGCGUGGCCCCGGAGGAACAUCCCGUUCUCCUUACCGAAGCUCCGCUCAACCCUAAAGCUAAUCGCGAAAAGAUGACACAAAUUAUGUUCGAGACCUUCAACAGUCCGGCCAUGUACGUCGCCAUUCAGGCGGUUCUUUCCCUAUACGCCUCCGGUCGUACCACGGGUAUCGUAUUGGAUUCUGGCGAUGGCGUAUCUCACACCGUCCCUAUCUACGAAGGUUAUGCCCUUCCUCACGCCAUCCUACGUUUGGACUUGGCCGGUCGUGACUUGACCGACUAUCUCAUGAAGAUCCUGACCGAAAGAGGAUACUCCUUUACGACCACGGCCGAGCGAGAAAUCGUUCGCGACAUCAAGGAGAAGCUUUGCUACGUGGCAUUGGACUUUGAACAGGAAAUGGCGACCGCAGCAGCCAGCACUUCCCUCGAGAAGAGCUACGAAUUGCCCGACGGACAGGUCAUCACCAUCGGCAACGAGAGGUUCCGUUGCCCAGAAGCACUCUUCCAGCCUUCCUUCUUGGGCAUGGAAUCCUGCGGCAUUCACGAGACCGUCUACAACUCCAUAAUGAAGUGCGACGUCGACAUUCGUAAGGACCUCUACGCCAACAACGUUCUUUCCGGUGGUACCACCAUGUACCCUGGUAUCGCCGAUCGUAUGCAAAAGGAAAUCACUGCCCUCGCACCCUCGACUAUCAAGAUCAAGAUCAUAGCACCUCCCGAGAGAAAAUACUCCGUAUGGAUCGGCGGUUCGAUCCUCGCUUCCCUAUCUACCUUCCAACAGAUGUGGAUCUCGAAGCAGGAGUACGACGAGUCCGGUCCUGGCAUCGUUCACCGCAAGUGCUUCUAAGCAAUUAUAUUCAUAUAAACGAUUGUUAUUGCUAUAUUAUCUUAUCAGAUACACCCAUAAAUUCCGCACUAUUUCAUCUAGUUACAUGUCGAUUAUUUCGAGUUGGUACUUUUUAGCUACGACCACAAGGAAUUCCUUAUUAGUAGUAGCAAUCGGUAUUCUUUUUGGCAAUAAUCGUAUAUAACUAUAAAAAAAUAAUCAUAUUGUGUGUGACGCGCGCGCGCGCGUAUGUGUGUGCGCGUGUGUGUGUGUACACAUGCAUACAGAUACACAUAUGCACACGUAUAUGUAUAUAUACACACAAUUUCUACAUCUCUAUCUCUAUGGAAUAAAUCAGACUUAUAUUUUCA
This is a messenger RNA of Vespula vulgaris, 1645 nucleotides long. Its product is annotated as actin, clone 205-like. The transcript has 2 exons. Bases 165 to 1295 code for a protein of 376 amino acids. Gene Ontology annotation, biological process: mitotic cytokinesis. The record is from RefSeq and is a predicted model, not a curated record. NCBI's taxonomy places the organism in Eukaryota, Metazoa, Arthropoda, Insecta, Hymenoptera, Vespidae.